This is a messenger RNA of Cylicostephanus goldi, 1098 nucleotides long. Lineage: Eukaryota; Metazoa; Nematoda; Chromadorea; Rhabditida; Strongylidae. The record is from the annotation of a GenBank genome assembly.
AUGUCUGGCGAAGAUGCGGGUGUUGCUGCGGAAGUCGCAGCGAUCAUGUCCAAAGAAGCAGAUCAUAAAUCACAGUACGAAAGGCUGCUGGCACUGAUGGAAAAAGUUUUCCCGCAAAAGAUCAGCACUGAAGCAGAUGUAGUACCGCUGGUGACAGUAAUGAAAUCAGUUAUUGCGAUUGAAGCCGGAAGUCAGGUGGUAUCAAGACAGCUAAUUACUGCUGUUGUAAGCAAGGUAGAGUCGUACAAAUCGGAUGAGAAAUCACUAAGGAUCUUGGCCGAAGCUGUUUUGGGUGUUCUCGACACGACCAGUAUCGCUUUUGAUGAACAGAAGUGCACCAUUCGUACCAUUCUGGCUGGUUUGCACGAGGGAGCUGGUCGUUUCGUAGAAGCUGCAGAAACCUUGAAGAAGAUCUCCACUGACAGUGCGCAGAGACCAUGCUCCCCUGCCCAGAAAAUGGCUCUUUACCUCCGUAUUGGCCGUUUACUGUUGGAUAGCGGUGACUGUGCUGAGGCUGAGCAGUACGUGAACCGAGCUAGCUUGUUACAGACUGAGAAAGAUUGUGAGAGCUUCAAUGUAGAAUACAAGGCGAUUUAUGCUCGGGUGUUGGAUGGACGGCGCAAGUUCACCGAUGCUGCGCAGCGCUACCAUGAACUAUCCUUAGUUAAUGAUUUGCCUGAAGCUGAUCAGAAAACAGCGCUUUCGCGGUCUAUCACAUGCACAAUUCUUGCUGCCCCAGGUUCUGCUCGAUCUCGAAUGUUGAACACACUCUUCAAAGAUCCGCGUGCUGCCCAGCUUCCAUCGUUUCCUCUUCUUGAAAAACUGUACUUAGAUAGACUGAUCAAAGCUAAUGAGCUUGUGGAAUUCGAGCGAGAGCUGCAACCUCAUCAGAGAACCAAUGAGCAUGGUCAGUCAAUUGUCGAAGGAGUCAUUGUUGAGCACAACAUGACUGCUGUAUCGAGACUUUACAAUAAUAUCGCUCUGCCGACGCUGGCUGAGCUGUUGGGAAUCUCUGUGGAAAAAUCUAGUGAAUUGGGUUGUAGUACAUGUUUGCUACACUACAACGAGCGGAAAGAAUUGUUAGGAUGUGCUGAAUAG